GUUUAUCCACAAUGAUCUUUCAUGUAUGGACGCAGUAAGGACAUGCAGAUAAUAUUUAAUACUUAAAUAUUUGACUCAUCCAGUCUCACUUGGUAGCACUGUCACACUGUUCUCACACAGGACAAGGGCAAGUCAUCCAUGACAAACACUGGCACAUGUAAUACAUGAAAGAAAAACAAAAUCAAUGUUCUUUGGAGUGAAACCAAAAGUCCCAGUAGGAAUAAAGGUCGGGUCAACUCAAACCAGUAAGAUGACAUUACAGAGACGACGAUACUAUCAUUGAUUUGGAGCUCUGUUAAACAGAUCGGAUGAGUAGGGUUUCCAGUAGACGAAAGACAAGAGACAAGGCUGCACUUCAACCUCUAAAACCAUGCGAGCAAAGCUGGAGAUCUUCGCACUGGUCCUGGGCUUCAUUGGCCUGGUCGGGACAAUAGCUGUCACUGCUUUGCCCACCUGGAAGGUCACUGCCUUCAUCGGUGCCAAUCUCAUUGUCAUGGAGGAACUCUGGGAGGGCUUGUGGAUGACCUGCUACAGACAGGCUGACAUCAAGAUGCAGUGCAAGGUGUAUGACUCGCUGCUGAUUCUCCCGCCAGAGCUGCAGGCUGCCAGAGGGCUCAUGUGCGUCUCCAUAGUUCUGGUUGUCAUCUCCUUGUUCGUCACAGGAUGUGGGACCCAGAAGAGUGAAUGUUGUGGUGACAAUAUGAAGAGCAAGAACAUCACCUUGGCCCUUGGGGGGAGUCUAUAUCUGCUUUCUUGUUUGACCACACUCAUCCCUGUCAGCUGGGUGGGCCACACUAUCAUCAGAAACUUCUAUGACCCAACGGUGCCAGAUUCACAAAAGCAUGAGCUAGGUGAAGCUCUCUUCAUUGGUUGGGCCACAUCUGGUAUUUUGCUCAUCACCGGGAUCAUCCUCCUGUUCAGGUACAGUCAACGUAGAUCGAAGGAAGACGAGCUCUACAAUGAAGCAUAUCUCAUGGCACAAAGGGAUCUAAAGAAACAGGACAGUGUCUACACAGCGAGGACGGCAUCCAGCACUCAUAAGCACCUUGAAUAUGUUUAAACAAUUGUACUCAACUGCGGUGUGCAAUUUUACCUUUAAAUGUCCCUAAAGUUUUAAAGAUGCUACUUGAGGAAGAUUAAAACAUGAUAUCAGGAGUGUGCAUAUUUUGUUUAAAUAUCUCUCUCUUUUUAAACUAUUUAAAUGACUCAUGCACUUAGUGUUUGUGUUAAACUACAAGUAGUUCUUAUUUCUAUUGUUUGACUCGUGCCCAAAUCACAGUUGCAAUAUAAUAUUUGAGUGGUAUGUAGUACAUGAAUGACUGUUACAAUAAACUGUCUGAAGUUUUAAAAUAAUUCAAUAAAAUACAACUGCUCUUUGUAAUUCUAUGCA
Acanthochromis polyacanthus (spiny chromis) is the source of this 1390-nucleotide messenger RNA. RefSeq names its product claudin-17-like. Gene Ontology annotation, biological process: cell adhesion; bicellular tight junction assembly. Bases 371 to 1060 code for a protein of 229 amino acids. Gene Ontology annotation, molecular function: structural molecule activity. The transcript has a single exon. Gene Ontology annotation, cellular component: plasma membrane; bicellular tight junction. NCBI's taxonomy places the organism in Eukaryota, Metazoa, Chordata, Actinopteri, Pomacentridae. The record is from RefSeq and is a predicted model, not a curated record.